AUGUUCAUUGUGGAUGCUUUGCAUCAAUUUCAAGGUAAAGAUCUUGUUGCAUCUGAGCAUUCCAGUUACUGGAAAUGGAUGACAGACGUUGCAGAAAGGGCUCGUCCGAUUCUCGACAUCCUGGGGGUUACCGCGCAUGGAAUGGCAGCGCUGACACAAGAGCUGAAACAGUGUGUCGAGGGAAGAUUACUGUGUCGAUUCGGAGAGAAGCUUCCUGACGUCCUGUCUGGAAUAGCCCAGGCGAAAGACAUCCUGCUGGAUUUCAUGGCCGAGAACCAGGCUGAGUGGUAUUCUGUUUCAGAGAGGCUCGAAUCGGUGUUAACUCGGCUGUUCGAGCUUGAUGGCCACAAAUGUCCUCGGGCUAUGAUCCUCGAGAUUGGAACAGGCAAUGGUGCCAAUACACGGAGAUUUAUCAAGACCUUGACCAAGGACAAUACGCGACUGUUCUCUCGCUACGAGGUCACUGCCCCUAGUGCAGGACUGGUCAAGAACGCGGAUACGGUCCUCAAGGAUGAGGCAGACAUCGAGUGCAAGGUUUUAGACUUGAACGCGGAGCCUGAUGCCCAGGGAUAUGCCCGGAGAAGCUACGAUUUGCUUAUUCUAUCCGCAUCAGCUUUGUUGACGGUGAAGGAAAUGGUUCAGACCCUCAGCUCACUGCAUGCUCUUCUUGCCCCUGGUGGGAGAUGCAUCCUCUGGGGCCCCAGCCUGGGCGAUGGUGCGUUGCAGACUAUUUUCCGACUUUUUCCAGGAUGGCAGGGCAGUUUUCAUGCCAGUGGCCUGUGGAAGGAGCUCUGUGUGCAGGCCGGUUUCGAGUCGGUCAGCUCCCACCUCCAGCCAGAUCUCAUCGCAGACGGGUACCAAGGAGAAGUAGUCGUUGCGACGGCCAAGACAGACGUGACAUCUGCCACUCAAGCAGAAGUUCUGCUCAUUUCUAAAACCAACCCGCCGGAAGACUGGCAGCAAGCACUUCAGCACGGGCUAGCUGCUGAAUUUGUGUUUGGCGUCUCCGUUGUCUCCUCGCUUGAAGAGGUUGUUGCCGAUGGCAAAACUUGUAUCAUCUUAGACGAGCUUUUUCAGCCAAUACUCGUUGACCCUUCUGCUGAGCAAUUUGACGCCCUUCGACGCGUGCUCCGCAGCUGUUGGGCUACAGUGUGGGUAUCAUGCGGUGCACAAUGCAAUGCUGAAGAACCUCUGAACAGUUUGCAUCAAGGUCUCCUCCGCACACUGCGCUGUGAGAAUCCUCUUCACCGAUACGUCUCGGUGGACUUGGACCCCAAUGCCCCCGUGUGGUCUCUCUCGACUGCGACUGAUAUCGCACACAUUGUCCACAACACAUUGGCAGCAUCCUCGGCUCCUCUGCCAGAAACCGAAUACGCUGUGCGGGAUUCCGUGAUCCAUAUCUCACGGGUAUACGAAGACCAACAGGAGGCCCAGCUGGUGGGCACCACGCGGCCUCAGGCCCCCGAGAUGCGGCCUUGGUCGACCCCUGGCCAGAACAUUCGGCUGGAAGUUGCCACCCCGGGUCUGCUCAACAGCCUUGUGUUUACGGAAGAUCCCACUACCGACGAGGCUCUUGCCGACGACUGUGUGGAGAUCGAGCCAUGCGCUUUCGGACUCAAUUUCCGGGACAUCAUGGUUGCGCUGGGUCAGCUCGACGAAACGCGGAUGGGCUUUGAAUGUAGCGGAGUGAUCACCCACGCCGGACCGGUCGCACGCGCCGCUGGCUUCACUGCUGGACAGCGGGUAUAUGCCUUCAUUCUCGGCUACUUCGCAACCAGGGUGCGUAUCCCCUUCACCAACGUAGCCCAGAUGCCCGCGGAAAUGGACUUCCUCACGGCAGCCUCCAUCCCCCUUGCAUUUAUCACCGCCUAUCAUGCCCUGGUGGAUCUGGCACGUCUCCAGCGCGAUGAACGAGUGCUCAUCCACUCCGGCACGGGGGGUGUCGGCCAAGCCGCCAUUAUGGUCGCGCGGUGGAUCGGGGCAGAGAUCUUCGUUACGGUCGGGUCGGAGCACAAACGCGACUUCCUGGUAGAGGAAUAA
Aspergillus fijiensis CBS 313.89 is the source of this 2040-nucleotide messenger RNA. RefSeq lists its product as uncharacterized. Gene Ontology annotation, molecular function: oxidoreductase activity. Lineage: Eukaryota; Fungi; Ascomycota; Eurotiomycetes; Eurotiales; Aspergillaceae. The record is from RefSeq and is a predicted model, not a curated record. The transcript has a single exon. The coding region runs from base 1 to 2040 and encodes 679 amino acids.